Molecule: messenger RNA, 2592 nt
Organism: Saprolegnia parasitica CBS 223.65
Lineage: Eukaryota; Oomycota; Saprolegniomycetes; Saprolegniales; Saprolegniaceae
Exons: 6
Coding region: 1-2592 (863 amino acids)
Biological process (GO): proteolysis
Cellular component (GO): extracellular region
Molecular function (GO): dipeptidyl-peptidase activity; serine-type exopeptidase activity; protein binding
Source: RefSeq, a predicted model, not a curated record
AUGCUGGGACACAAGCUCCUCUCGGCGCUCAUCGGGCUGCCACUGCUCGUCCUUGGGCAGAUCGCUCCGCCUUUUGACAUGCACGCGCUCCGUGAGCGGAUGCUCGGGAAUGCGUCCAUUGCCAACCGGCUCGAGAACACCGUUGUCGACCUCUGGUUUGACGAGGCGAUUCUUGACCACAACGACUCGAGUGCCGGCCACUGGAGCCAGCGCUACCACUACAACGACGCGUACUAUGGCGGCGCGGGGUCGCCCGUGUUUCUCUACAUCAAUGGCGAGUGGGAGGCGUCAUCGUACACAGUCUCGGACACAGGCUCCACCAUGGUCGACUUGGCCAUCAAGCACAAGGCGAUGAUCGUGGCUGUGGAGCACCGCUACUAUGGUGACUCGAUCCCGAACGGCGACCAAAGCGAGGCAUCGAUGCGCAAGUACCACUCGUCGACGCAGGCGCUGGCGGAUCUCGCGACUUUCCAUGCUUUUUUUACAAAGAAGCACAACCUCCAAGACGCGCGCUGGAUCGCGUGGGGCUACUCGUACGCGGGCCAGCUCUCGGCGUGGUUCAAGCUCAAGUACCCGUCCUUGGUUGCUGGUGCAGUGGCGUCGUCGGCGCCUGUCCAAGCCUCGUUCGACCACAAGGCGUACAUGGAGGGCGUCACGCGCGGCCUCAAGUACCAUGGCGGCCAGAGCUGCCUCGACAACUUUGAAUCGGCCAUCAACGACUUUCAUGCUCUCGUCGUUGCGGGCGGCAACCCACUACGCACCAAGUUUGGCACGUGCGGCGCGACGGCGACGCUCCAGGAGAAGCAAGCGAUCGAGUGGGAAGUCAUGAGCUACUACCAUGGCAUUGGACAGAGUGGUCGCGACCAUGGGUACUCGAUCAAGGACGUUUGCGACUACAUGGCGGACCCGGCCAAUGGACAAACGCCCAUGGAUCGCAUGAGCAAGUGGAAGCUCGCCAUCUACCAUGGGUGCGCGCCAGGCUUUGUCUUCAACGGCAGUAAGUGGGUUCCGGUCCGCGCCUUGCCCGCCGACCCUGAUUUUGGCCAGUGGACGUGGCAGACGUGCAAUGAAUUCGGCUUCCUCAUCACGGCGAGCACGGGCGACAACACGCCGUUCCGCGGCCUUGCGUACGCGAGCCCCGAAAACGUGCAUCGCUACUCGCCGUGCACGACCCGCUUCCAUGUGGAUGCUGCGACGCUCCAAGCCAACGUCGACGCGACCAACGCCAAGUACGGUGGCUGGGACAUUGACGUCGAGAACGUCAUUUUUACCAACGGCGCGAUCGACCCGUGGUCUGGCCUCAGCGUCACCAAGCAGCCCAAGAACCCCAAAUCGCGCUUCGUGGUCAUCGAAGGCGCGACGCAUUGCGAGGACACCUACCUCUCGUAUGUUGACGGCCCGAUGAAGGACGCGAUCAAGAUGAUUGGCGACGCGGUGGCUGACUUUUUGGCCGACGCGCCACCGGCGGCCACUGCCGCGCCAACGAAAGCCCCGACGCCUGCCCCGACGCCUGCCCCGACGCCUGCCCCGACGCCCGCUCCGACGACCAAGCUGGUGACGCCUGCCCCGACGGAUGCCCCGACGGAUGCCCCGACGCCCGCUCCGACGACCAAGUUGGUGACGCCUGCCCCAACGCUGGCCCCAACGGAAGCCCCAACGGAAGCCCCAACGGAAGCCCCAACGGAAGCCCCAACGGAAGCCCCGACGGAUGCCCCAACGCCCGCUCCGACGACCAAGCUGAUGACGCCUGCCCCGACGCCUGCCCCAACGACCAAGAUGGCGACGCCUGCUCCCACAUCGGAUGCCAUGUGCGGUCCCAUGGAGAAGGACACUGAUUACUAUGGCAACGAUGUGGCGGCGAUCCCGCGCGCGUCUGUUGCUGACUGCUGCGCCGACUGCAAGGCGACGCCAGGCUGCAAGCUCUAUGUCUGGAACCGCCACAACGGUGGCACGUGCUGGCUCAAGAGCAAGAAGGGUGCUCGGUCCGUGUACCCCGGCGCGGUCGCCGGUACCGUGGAUGUCCCUCUCGUCACGGAAGCGCCGGUCGCGUGCCCGCCGAUGGAGAUGGACACGGAUUACUACGGCAACGACAUUGCGGCGAUUCGGCGCGCGUCGGCCGACAGCUGCUGCGCUGACUGCAAGGCGACGCCGGGCUGCAAGCUCUACGUCUGGAACCUCCACAACGGAGGCACGUGCUGGCUCAAGAGUAAGAAGGGUGCUCGCACAACGUACUACGGGGCCAAGGCCGGCACCCCUGGCUGCAAGGUGUACGUCUGGAACCUCCACAACGGCGGCACGUGCUGGUUGAAGUCCAAGAAGGGGACGCGGUCGACGUACCACGGGGCGAUGGCCGGUGUCGUCGAUGCGGCCCCGACGACCUGUGCGAUCGAAGCCAACAUCGACUACUACGGCAACGACGUGGCAGCGAUUCCGCGCGCGUCGUCGGACGACUGCUGCGGUGACUGCCAUGCGACGGCCGGGUGCUCCGUGUGGGUCUGGAACCGUCACAACGGCGGGACGUGCUGGCUCAAGAGCAAGAAGGGCAACCGGUCCGUGUACCACGGCGCCAUUGCGGGCUCGAUCCGAGCCUAA